AUGUCUAUGUCAUUAUCGUCAUAUUCGCAAUACAACAGAAAAAAUUGGGAAGAUGCUGAGACGCCGAUUUUGUGUGAAACGUGUUUAGGAGUGAAUCCUUAUAUUCGAAUGAUGAAAGACAAAUUUGGAAAGGAAUGCAAGAUUUGUGAGCGCCCAUUCACAUCGUUCAGAUGGCAGCCCGGAAAGGGAGCCAGAUACAAGAGUACUGAGCUCUGUCAGACAUGCUCAAAAGUCAAAAAUGUGUGUCAGACUUGUAUGUUCGAUUUGGAAUAUGGACUUCCUGUGCAAGUUCGCGAUCAUGAACUUCAGAUUGCUGACAAUAUCCCAAAACAGGGUGCAAAUCGGGAUUUCUUUUUGCAAAAUGUUGAAAGGCAAUUGGCUCAGGGCGAUGGAACUCAGCCAAUCGCACAAAUUGCGAACAGUAUGGAUCAGGCAGCCCAUGAGCGUCUCAAAAGAUUGGCCAGAACAGCUCCAUAUUAUAAGCGAAAUGCGCCGCAUAUUUGCUCGUUCUUUGUUAAAGGAGAGUGCAAAAGAGGAGAAGAAUGCCCAUAUAGACACGAAAAGCCAACCGAUCCAGAUGAUCCGUUGUCGAGACAAAACAUUAAAGACCGUUAUUAUGGUGCGAAUGAUCCGGUUGCCGAGAAGAUUUUGAAUCGCUCGAAAGCGAUGCCGACACUUGCUCCGCCAGCAGAUACAUCAAUCACCACAUUGUACAUUGGAAAUUUGGGACCGGCUGGACCACUGCAGGUCACACAGAAGGAACUUAAUGACUACUUUUACCAAUUCGGAGAUAUUCGAAAUUUGCGAGUCCUUGUUGAAAAAGGGUGCGCUUUUAUUGAAUUCACAACCAGAGAAUCGGCUGAACGAGCUGCUGAGAGAUCAUUCAAUAAGGUGUAUAUUAAGGAUCGUCGUCUUACUAUUCGUUGGGGAGAACCGAAUGCAAAGAAAGCUGCGGACAAUUCGACAUAUGUCAAUCCAGUGCCAUCAGUUCCGACACUACCAAUUCCGGCUGGACUAAUCCCAUCAUCGUCAAAUCAACAGAGACUCACGGGAUCGUCUAUGCCACUUCCACCAGUGCCGCCACUCUUCGCUGCACCAACUCGGCUUGUCGUUCCGAAAAUAGUUCCAGUUUCUCAAACGAGUGAAGCUUCUUCGUCGUCUGCUUCGGGCAGCGGAAUCUAUUAUCCGAGUCAAGAUCCGACGCGUCUCGGAGCCAAGGGGGACGUCAUUGAGUAA
Molecule: messenger RNA, 1236 nt
Organism: Caenorhabditis bovis
Lineage: Eukaryota; Metazoa; Nematoda; Chromadorea; Rhabditida; Rhabditidae
Source: the annotation of a GenBank genome assembly